Messenger RNA from Funneliformis geosporum, 1803 nucleotides. The record is from the annotation of a GenBank genome assembly. NCBI's taxonomy places the organism in Eukaryota, Fungi, Glomeromycota, Glomeromycetes, Glomerales, Glomeraceae.
AUGCAACAGCCUCUCCAGCACGAAAACCCACAAAUUUCUAAUACUAACGCACCAACGAUUCAUACGACACAAAAUACGUUAACUCCUCAAAUUAUAACAACACGCGGGCCACAUUCCCCAAUUGUCGUGGGUCUUGCUGCCUGGGUGCAGCCAGCCGGAGCUGGAAUUGGUGCUGCAACAUCAGAAAUCAUUGCGACGCCAGUGACAAGAACGAAAAUUUCAACGACAAAUCCUCAAAUUUCAGGAACUGUAGAUACCUUUGCACACUCUUCUGCAGCUAUUCUACCUGCUUCACAGUCUAACUUAACAUACAACAACUCCUCCAACACGUCCGCCGUACCUGUAGUCACCAUAUCUGCUCUCUUAACACCUGACCCACGCACCGAAGAACUCUUGGGAGCCUUAACAAUUGAACAACUGUCAAUGAUCGAAAGGACCGUGCAACGUGUUAAGAGAAAGAAGGUUAAAGAAUCCAAAAAGCAAAACCCUUUGGAUGAAAUUUCUAAUGCUACCACUGACAUCGAUAGCCUUGUCGUUAAUAUUAAUAUGCAUAAUUCGACUACACAAAACACGCCAAUUUCUAAUUCUACAUCAAUUUCACCGGUAACUUUUAUUAACAAAGGUAACAACAAUCAUUACAUAUCUUCAAAUUUUGUAACAUCAUCGUCAUCACAGGAUCCAUCAAGAUCAACAAUUCAAUAUCAACAACCUUCCCCACUACCAACUUCUGAUAAGUCACAUCAAUCAACAGAUUCAAUGUCUCCAGAUACUUCGAUUUCAAAUCCCACACCAAAUCAUGCGCUUCCGGCUACGGAUCCCAUAAUUGAAGAAUGCGAUGGAAUACCGUGGGUUGUCUUCACAUAUUCAGUUAAAGGUAACAAUAAAGAAUAUCGUAUACGCAUUGAUAUUGACAAAGCAAAUUUAGAUGAUAUCGGUGAGCAAUUUAGACGCGAAAAUUGUCUAUAUCCAAGGGCUAAUUGUACUGAAGAUAAAUAUCAAGGAAACAGGUGGUCUUAUGAAAAUGAAUGUAAUUCGCUUGGAUGGAAGUUGGCAUGGUUAAAUAAAGAAGAAAUUGGAGGUAGAAGAGGCCUACUACAAAGAGCCGUAGAUAGCUAUAGAAACCGUGAUCCCGUGUUACGUUCUCGUAGAGUAGUUCGUAACGAAAAGAUUAUGAAUGGAACUUUACGUAAAAGAGUUACGAGAGACGGAGAUGGGCAUGAUGGUAUAAAUGAUAAUUCAGCAAAGAAGCAAAAAGGGGCUGCUAAACAUUUGACAUUGGAAAUUUUUGAAAAAGGUACAUCUACUAGAAUUAGAAUACAUGUUGAUGUAGAUGCUAUAAAUUUAAUGGAUAUACCAGAAGAAUUUAAAAAGAACAAUUGUAUUUUUCCAAAAGCUAAUGUUCCAAAAAAUGAAUAUCAAGGUUCUAAGUAUGAAUUUGAGACAAAUAUGAACGAAUUGGGAUGGAAAUUGGCUUAUCUUAAUCAAGCCAAACUUGAUGGUAGGAAAUCGCUUCUUCAUAAAGCCUUGGAAUUAUAUCGUGCAAAGUAUACCACUGCAGAAGUUAGACCAAGAAGAGGAAGAUAUUCUCAUACGCUUUCCAAUAAAUUUUUUGAAAAUCAUCCGUGUGAAGUUACUACAGGUAGCAUAAAUUCUAUUAACCCUCCAACUUCAUCUGUUAACAAUAAUGAAUUUACAACGGAAGCAAAUUUGAAUGAUACCAUUUCAAAUGCAUCAAAAGAAAUGACGGAAGGAACAACUAUUAUGGAUGAUGUUAUAAUGAAUGAUGUGACCCAAACAAAUUGA